AUGCCAGUAAAACAGACUCAAGCUGCUUACCCCGUCAUCGACUCGGACCCGCAUUUCUGGAGGGUGGUGAGGUACAUGAGACCUACGGAUUAUGCCACUUGGGCGGGAGCGACGGCGGCUGGACCGGGGUUGUUCUGGUUAUAUGAACGAGUAGACCCAACACAAGCUACCAAAGCAUCCUUGCGAUCGGCAUUACGUCUCACUGGCUUCUUAGGGUUCGCAGCUGGUUUCAUGUUAGCUUAUCAAAAUUCGAGUUUCCGUUUUUGGGGAUGGAAAGAAAACUCGAUAGAAGUUACCAAAGAUCAAGCUGAAUUAUCUCAACGUGCGAAGAACGGUCAACCGUUAUAUGGUGAAACGGAAUUAUCACCUUACCUCCAAGGUGUAGCUGCUAGGAAUUCGACUUUCAGUCAAUUGAAACUACAUGCUUUCCCUUGGUGA
Kwoniella botswanensis is the source of this 438-nucleotide messenger RNA. RefSeq lists its product as uncharacterized. Bases 1 to 438 code for a protein of 145 amino acids. Lineage: Eukaryota; Fungi; Basidiomycota; Tremellomycetes; Tremellales; Cryptococcaceae. The transcript has 3 exons. The record is from RefSeq and is a predicted model, not a curated record.